Racocetra persica is the source of this 207-nucleotide messenger RNA. Lineage: Eukaryota; Fungi; Glomeromycota; Glomeromycetes; Diversisporales; Gigasporaceae. The record is from the annotation of a GenBank genome assembly.
GAAGAACGAAAGAAAGAAAAAGAACAAAAUAAAAGAGGAAUGAAAGAAAGACAAAAAGAAAAAAAGAAAAACGAAAGAAAAAACACGAAAGAAAAAGAAAAAAAGAGGAACAAAAGAAAAGCACAAGAGAAAAAGAGCAAAAAAGAACAAAAGAAAAUCAGCAAAAAAAAACAAAAUGAAGCGAAAGAAAAAAGAAACAAAAAGUGA